Messenger RNA from Rotaria sp. Silwood2, 372 nucleotides. The record is from the annotation of a GenBank genome assembly. NCBI's taxonomy places the organism in Eukaryota, Metazoa, Rotifera, Eurotatoria, Philodinida, Philodinidae.
AUGACUAUUAUUCAAUCAGAUAACGAUUCUCUUUUUGGAGGUUAUACAUCUGUUCCAUGGACUUCGAGUGACUCAAAGGCAAAUGAUACUACAGCAUUUUUAUUCACGUUAAUCAAUCCUUAUGAUAUUCCACCAACUAAAUAUUCCAUCAAUCAUGAUGAGGCGGGUAAUGCAGCUGAGCAUCGCAGUAAUGGUGAUCCAACAUUUGAAACCGGUUACGAUAUUUACUUGUCAGAUGGAUGGAAUUCGAACCAUGCAAGCUAUACCAAAUUCCCUUGUUCACACCUCGAUACAACGGGAAUGGGUAAUAAUACAUUUACAGGUGCUCGAAAUUUUAUUGUAUCUGACUUUGAAGUUUUCAAACUAGCUUAA